AUGGACGCGAUCUCAUUCGUCCUAGGUAUCAAAUCUUCGCAUCUUCGGUCUACGAAUCUGCGCGACCUCAUCUAUCGCGGGCGCGUGCUGCGCACGUCCAAAAUCAACGGAGAUGGUUCCGCUACCAAGGAAGGGGAGCAGGAUGGCAACGAUGACGCUCAGGAAGGCUCCGAUGUUGAAGACUCUCAGACGGCGGGAGAGAGUAACGACCCGAAGACCGCGUGGGUAAUGGCCGUAUACGAAGACGAUGCCGGAGAAGAGCAUCACUGGAAGCGAUCCAUCACAAGCCAGGGCGUCAGUGAGUAUCGCAUCGACAAUCGCGUUGUGACUGCCCAGCAAUACAACGAAGCGUUGGAGGCCGAAAACAUCCUCAUCAAAGCGCGCAACUUCCUCGUGUUCCAGGGUGAUGUUGAAGCCAUUGCGGCGCAAUCGCCUAAGGACCUGACUCGUCUUAUCGAACAAAUCUCGGGAAGUUUGGAGUACAAGGCUGAAUACGAACGGUUGAAAGCGGAACAAGAGGAAGCUUUCGAACAACAGACUUACCAGCUCAAUCGUCGGCGAGGCAUCAAUUCGGAGAUUAAGCAAUACCAGGAACAAAAGCGAGAGGCGGAGAACUAUGCCAGGAAGGCGGAGGAGCGUGACCAGGCGAUCAUUACACACAUUCUCUGGAAGCUUUUCCAUUUCCAGCGCCUAAUUGAUGAAUCGAGCGCCGAAAUUCAGCGACACCAAGAUGAGCUCAAGGAACACCGUCGUGGCGUCGAGAAGUACGAGAAGAAUGUUGAAGAGGCAAAGAAAGAGCAUGCGAGAGUAGGAAGAGAUGUUGCCAAUGCGGAGCGAAACAUCAUCAAGAAGGAAAAAGACAUAGAGGAUUUGACAAACUCCUUAGUUCCGGUUGAUGAAAAGAUAGAGAUUACCUCCAGCAAGGUCCAAAAGUUUACUUCAAGAAUCUCCGAGAUUAGCAAAGAGCGUGAAGCGCAAGCUGCCAACGCGAAACGCCUUGAAAAAGACCUCAAGAUUGUGGAGAAGGCCCAAGCUCAAUGGGAAUCGGAAUGGCAGAAAACCAUGAGCAGGGCGGGCGUCCAGCUGAGCGAAGCAGAUCUUCAGGAAUACAACAAGCUCAAAGAAGAGGUCAAUAAGCGGUCGUCAGCGGAGCAGUUGAAGCUCGACAACCUGCGACGUCAGAGAAAGACGGAUGCAGAGACCGUUAACAGCCUCAAUAGCAGAUUCGAAAAUGCUCAGUGGCAGCUUCAGAAUUUGGAGUCGGAUACCAAGACCUUACAGGAGCGCAAGGAGGCAGUCAAUGAGACAAUUAAGGCCACAUCUCAGGAAAUUGACCGUAAGAAAAAGGAGUUGAACACCGUCACUUCGGAGCGCCUUCGUGUCUCUCAAAUGAGAACCGAGUUGGAGGAAAAACUCCAAAUGGUUCUGAAAAAGUUACUCGAAGCGGACGAUGGGAAGAAACAAAAUGAGAAGGAAAUCCGAAUGAAGGAGAUGAUCUCAACGCUGAAGCGCAUCUUCCCCGGCGUUAAGGGCCGUGUAAGCGACCUCUGCAAGCCGAAGCAGAAGAAAUACGCAGAGGCCGUGAGCACUGUGCUGGGUCGCCAUUUCGAUGCUAUCGUUGUCGAUAAUGAGAAGACUGCGAAGGAAUGUAUUCAGCACCUUCGCGACCAACGAGCCGGUCAAGCGACUUUCAUUCCUCUGGAGACCAUCCAGGUCAAGGCCUUCAACUCGAACCUCAAGGGUAUGCAUCGGGGCAUGCGACCAGCUAUUGAGACCGUCGACUACGACAAUUCCGUUGCCAGAGCCAUCAGCUAUGCUUGCGGAAAUGCAAUUGUCUGCGACGACCUUGAAACUGCAAAAUACCUUUGCUAUGAGAAGGGCGUGGAUGCAAAGGCUGUCACCCUUGAUGGCACUGUCAUCCACAAGGGCGGUCUUAUGACUGGUGGUCGUGGCCCCAGUCAGCAAAACUCGAAACGCUGGGAAGAGUCUGAACUGGAGAAUCUCCACAAAUUAAAAGACAAACUGCUCGCUGAUCUGGCUGCAUUGCCAAAGGGUCACCGGCGGGGUACGGAAGAAGAAAGCCUACAAGGAGAUCUCGUUGGACUUGAGCAGCGCCUCUCGUACGCUACGGAGGAGUUGAAGGCGCUUGAUAGAAACCUCGAGAGCAAGCGCAGUGAGGUUGAGUUCGCUAAGCGCCAGCUGGCAGAAUUAACGCCCAAACUGCGCGAAAAGCAGCGUGCACUCGAGCAGCUUGAUCAAGCUAUCCGUGAAUCCCAGGAUGCGGUUGGCAAUGUGGAAGAUGAAGUCUACGGCGAUUUCUGCAGACGGCUGGGCUAUGAGAGCAUUCGCGAUUAUGAAGCCCAGCAAGGGUCUUUGCAAGAGGAGGCCGCGCGGAAGAAGCUCGAGUUCACGACUCAGAAGAGCAGAAUUGAAAACCAGCUCAGCUUUGAAAAGCAGCGUCUACAGGCUACGGAUGACCGAAUCAACGCUUUGAAGGCGCAGCAUGAGCGAGAUCAAGCGCUAAUCAAGGAUUUGAAAGCGGAACAGGACAAUAUUCGGCACCGUUUGGACGAGUUUAAUGCGGAUCUUGAAAUUUUCAGAGAGCGCCUUGAGGAGCAAAAGGAUCUUUAUGCCCAAUCGCAAGAGAAGCUGGCAGAGCAACGACGAGAGCUUCAGAAGCGUGCCAAGAACGUGGAAGACACCUUGAGGAUAGUUAAUGCCUUGGAAGGCGAAAUCCAGCGCCACUCCUCUAAUCGCUAUGCACUUCUUCGUCGUUGCAAGCUCGAAGACAUUGAUAUACCGCUGGCGGAGGGUUCGGCUCCUUUGGAUCAACUGCCCAUUGAUGAUCUAGUUCAAAACGCGGAUGCGGACGCAAUGGACAUUGACGAGGAUGCCAACGCCACCGGGCUGCAGGCACCGGCUAUUCAGGACUACGGCAUUGAAGUUGAUUUCGACUCUUUGGGCGAAACUCUGAAGGAGGCGUCGGACGACAAGGUCGAAGAAGAGCUACAAGAGCGUAUCCGGUCUCUGAACAGCGAACUGGAGAAGAUGGCUCCCAACACACGAGCGAUUGAGCGUCUUGAGAGCGUCGAGAAUAAACUUCGCAGUACGGAAAAGGACUUUGAAGAGGCCCGGAAACGCGCCAGAAAGGCGAAGGAGGCCUUUGAGGCUGUGCAGCGGAAACGCUCAGAACUGUUUAACAAGGCCUUUACGCAUAUUUCUGAGCAGAUCGGUCCAAUUUACCGGGAGCUGACGAGAAGCCCGAACUACCCUCUUGGUGGUCAAGCGUACCUCGAUAUCGAGAACUCUGACGAGCCUUAUCUCGACGGCAUCAAGUACCACGCCAUGCCUCCUCUGAAACGGUUCCGUGAUAUGGAACAUCUGUCCGGUGGAGAGAAGACCAUGGCUGCGCUUGCUCUCCUUUUUGCAAUACACUCGUAUCAGCCCUCCCCGUUCUUUGUGCUCGACGAAGUGGACGCUGCAUUGGACAAUACCAAUGUCGCUCGGAUUGCCAAUUAUAUCCGCGACCAUGCUGCUCCUGGCAUGCAGUUUAUUGUCAUUAGUUUGAAGACGGGACUUUUCCAGCUCAGUGAAACUCUGGUUGGCAUCUACCGGGACCAGACGGAAAACAGCAGCAACACGCUGACCCUGGAUGUGAGUAUCUUCCCGCAUUACGUCAGCAGUCAUAAACUAACCGGUUCGCGACAGCUUCGCAAGUACCGCUCGUAA
This is a messenger RNA of Rasamsonia emersonii CBS 393.64, 3729 nucleotides long. RefSeq names its product Structural maintenance of chromosomes protein. Gene Ontology annotation, molecular function: protein binding; ATP hydrolysis activity; ATP binding. The transcript is spliced from 3 exons. The record is from RefSeq and is a predicted model, not a curated record. Bases 1 to 3729 code for a protein of 1242 amino acids. Gene Ontology annotation, cellular component: chromosome; nucleus; cohesin complex. NCBI's taxonomy places the organism in Eukaryota, Fungi, Ascomycota, Eurotiomycetes, Eurotiales, Trichocomaceae. Gene Ontology annotation, biological process: sister chromatid cohesion.